GAGAAGCGAAGGGACCAUGGAAGAGCUGGUGAAGGACCCCAGGUUCCCUCCUGAACUGAUACACCUGCUGAUGGAGAACUUCAGCGUCCCUAUAGCCUGUUUCUCCAAACCACCAGCUGCUCUGCAACUCCUUUAUCAGCAGACCCCCGUCGAGUACAGCAUCACCUUCAUGAUGACCCUUCUCCCCCUGUUUUCCAUCGUAAUCUUCAUCGAAGAAGCCCUGUACCUCUCCAAGAAAGUCCGCUGCCCCGUCAAGAUGAAAACUCUCAUCUGGAGCAGCUCGGCUCCCACGGUGGUCUCCAUAUUCUGCUGUUUCGGGAUCUGGGUGCCACGCUCUAUGAUGGUGGUGGAGAUGGCCAUUGGCUCGUACUUUGCGGUCUGCUUCUACCUGAUGAUGCUGGUGAUGGUGGAGGGCUUCGGGGGGCCGGGGGCCGUGCUCCAGGCCUUGAAGGACACCCCGAUGAUUAUCAGCACCGGACCUUGCUGCUGCUGCUGCCCCUGCUGCCCCCGCAUCCAGAUGACCAGGCGCAAACUGAAGAUCAUGAUGUUGAGCGCUUUCCAGUACGGCUUUUUCAAGGCGGCUGGCGUCUUCCUUGGCUUGGUCCUCAACGCCGAAGAUCUCUACGACCCCGCUGAUAUUUCAGAAGGGAGCGUGGCUCUGUGGAUAAACACAUGCCUGGGGGUGUCCACCCUCUUCGGUCUGUGGGGAUUGGCGGUCCUCUUCCGGCAAGCCAAGGCACACCUGGCUGCGCAGCACAUAGUGGGGAAGUUCGUUUGCUUCCAGAUUCUCCUCAUCCUGACAGCGCUACAGCCUUCUAUUUUCAGUGUCCUGGCAAACGGGGGUCAGAUCGCUUGCUCCCCACCCUUCUCCUCCAGAGCGAGGUCACAGCAGAUGAACCUGCAAAUGCUGAUCGUCGAAACCUUCCUGAUGACGGUGCUGACAAGGAUGUAUUACCGGAAGGCGGACAACAAAGCGGCAUACGGCCCGGUGACCCCUCCGGAAAGCAAAACGGAGAGCAGCAGCCACUGAGCCAGACCGAAGCUCUUGUCUGAUCUCGAAUCCAGCAGGCAAACAGAAGGCUAGGACCUCCCCCCCCCCCGUUGAACGUUGACUUUGGCUUUCCAAGGGGCAAGAAGACCACCGUUCCCAGCGAGCAGACAAGAUGGAGGGGGAAGGAGGGUAGAGGACUAUCUUGUUUCCAACAAGCGCAUGGGACCAACGUGAUGCUAACUGUCCCUUCCGAUACUUCACAGAUAAAAAUGAUGUUUUUGUGACCCCGGUUUGGAGACCACAGCCUCAGCUCCAGUUGCCAACCUCCAGGUGGGUCCUGGAGACCCCCCCCCCCCCCCAGAAUUACAUCUGAUCUUCAGACUAGAGAUCAGCUCCCCCAGAAGAAACGGCAGUUUUGGAAGGUGGGCUGUGUGGCAUUAUACCCCAUCGAAGCCCCUCUCCUCCCCAAAUCCUGCUUCCCAGUUGGAGAGCCAGAUCGGUGUAGUGGUGAAGUGUGCCGACUCUUAUCUGGGAGAACCGGGUUUGAUUCCCCACUCCUCCCCUUGCACCUGCUGGAAUGGCCUUGGGUCAGCCAUAGCUCUGGCAGAGGUUGUCCUUGAAAGGGCAGCUUCUGGGAGAGCCCUCUCCAGCCCCACCCACCUCACAGGGUGUCUGUCUCCUGCGAGCCAGUUUGGUGCAAUGGUUAAGUGCGUGGACUCUUAUCUGGGAGAACUGGGUUUGAUUCCCCUCGCCUUCCCUUGCACCUGCUGGAAUGGCCUUGGGUCAGCCAUAGCUCUGGCAGAGGUUGUCCUUGAAAGGGCAGCUGCUGUGAGAGCCCUCUCAGCCCCACCCCACCUCACAGGGUGUCUGUUGUGGGGGAGGAAGGGAAAGGAGUUUGUGAGCUGCUCUGAGACUCUUUGGAGUGGAGGGUGGGAUAUAAAUCCAAUAUCAUCUUCUUCCCCAGGCCACGUCCCCCAAAUCUCCGGGAAUUCCCUCCAAAAUUCCAGCCUUCCCUGCAUUAGUGUUGCCGGUUCUCCUCCACUACCUGUUUUGCAGGACUCUCUUACUCUGCAAUACUCAUUGCAGCCGGUUGGGUGUAGUGGUGAAGUGCGCGGACUCUUAUCUGGGAGAACCGGGUUUGAUUCCCCACUCCUCCACUUGCACCUGCUGGAAUGGUCUUGGGUCAGCCAGAGCUCUCUUAUCUGGGAGAACCGGGUUUGAUUCCCCCCUCCUCCACUUGCACCUGCUGGAAUGGCCUUGGGUCAGCCAGAGCUCUCUUAUCUGGGAGAACCGGGUUUGAUUCCCCACUCCUCCACUUGCAGCUGCUGGAAUGGCCUUGGGUCAGCCAUGGCUCUGACAGAGGUUGUCCUUGAAAGGGCAGCUGCUGUGAGAGCCCUCUUAACCCCACCCACCUCACAGGGUGUCUGUUGUGGGGGGAGAAGAUAUAGGCGAUUGUAAGCAGCUCUGAGUCUCUGAUUACAGAGAGAAGGGUGGGGUAUAAAUCUGCAGUCUUCUUCAUUGGAUUAAGAGCUAGUUAUUGGAUCUUUUGGCAAAAGACAGGCAUAAAACCAUGCUGUCGGUCUAUUCAUGGACGUAUAUCAUUGUACUCAUGCUACGAUACAUGCAGUCCAUAGAUGCAGUCGAACCUCAGUUGCUGAACGCAACAGGGCAUGCUGUGACGUGGUGCUUUAGUGCUCAUGCAGAAGCACUGACAUAGGGUUGCCAACCUCCAGGUGGGAGAGGAAAAGCCAAAGCCUCCGUGUACAAAUAAUCUCAAUUAAAAAAAAAUCAAAAAAUGUUCUUACAAAA
Molecule: messenger RNA, 2800 nt
Organism: Heteronotia binoei (common prickly gecko)
Lineage: Eukaryota; Metazoa; Chordata; Lepidosauria; Squamata; Gekkonidae
Gene: SLC51A
Product: solute carrier family 51 member A
Biological process (GO): bile acid and bile salt transport
Cellular component (GO): plasma membrane; endoplasmic reticulum membrane
Molecular function (GO): transporter activity
Source: RefSeq, a predicted model, not a curated record